AUGAAUUACACAAUUUGUCAGCGUAUCAGCUUUGACUUCUCGGGCAAAUUCCUCCCUCCAGUUUACAUCUUGGUGUUCAUCAUCGGUGUAGCAGCCAAUGGAUGGGGAUUGAAGUCUUUGCUGCACAACUGGAAGAAACUGGGUAACGUCAACAUCUUUGUUCUCAACCUGGGACUGGCGGACUUUCUUUACCUGCUUACACUUCCAUUUUUGAUUGUGUACUUCUUAAUGAAGAGUAAAUGGAUCUUUGGAGAAGUUUUCUGCAAGAUUACAAGAUUCUGCUUCAACCUGAAUUUGUACGGCAGCAUUGGAUUCCUCACUUGUAUCAGCAUGUACAGAUACCUGGCAAUCGUCCACCCGUUGAGAGUAAAGGGGAGAUUAACAGUGAAGCUCUCAGUGUCAAUCUCAGUCCUUGUUUGGUCCACGGUGAGUGUGCUCAGUCUUCCUGACAUGUUUUACCCCAAACAUCCUGAAAACAAGACUCUGAAAUGCUAUGAUACCACAACUGACGCCCACGUGGAGGAUUACCAAAAAUACAGCCUUGGAUGGACACUCAUUGGGUUUGGUAUCCCGCUCCUCAUCACUCUGGGCUGCUAUGGACACGUGAUAGUCACUCUCUGUCGUACAAACACCAUAGACAAGGUCCUGAAACAGAGAAGUUUGAUGUUGUUGUUCAUCUUGAUUCUUCUUUUCUCUGUUUGUUACAUUCCCUAUCACGUACUGAAGAACCUCAACCUUUUGGCGAGAGUUCUGACCAAAGAGGGGACAUGUCAAGGAUGGUUCAAUGGAGUCUACAUCGCUCGUCAGAUAAGUCGUGGUCUCGUGUCUCUCAACAGUGCUCUAAAUCCUCUGGUUUACCUUAACGGACAUGAGGACAUCAGUGCUCAGCUCAGACGACUUCUCCAGCGAGUUCGUCAGAUGUUCAGCCGUGUGUCUUCAACAAACUUCAGCAGUGUUCCAGUGACACAAACCACACAUGACAUUUAAAUCAAACAUGAGUACUUCAAGCAACUAAAACGCUUUUGAGAAACUGAAAGAGGGCAUUGACUGGAAGGACAAGCUGGUGGGCUUUGGAGCAGAUGGAGCAGCGGUCAACAUGG
Molecule: messenger RNA, 1100 nt
Organism: Cheilinus undulatus (humphead wrasse)
Lineage: Eukaryota; Metazoa; Chordata; Actinopteri; Labriformes; Labridae
Product: P2Y purinoceptor 1-like
Exons: 2
Coding region: 1-987 (328 amino acids)
Biological process (GO): G protein-coupled receptor signaling pathway
Cellular component (GO): membrane
Molecular function (GO): neuropeptide receptor activity
Source: RefSeq, a predicted model, not a curated record